This is a messenger RNA of Loa loa (African eye worm), 2060 nucleotides long. Its product is annotated as transmembrane 9 superfamily protein member 4. Lineage: Eukaryota; Metazoa; Nematoda; Chromadorea; Rhabditida; Onchocercidae. Gene Ontology annotation, cellular component: membrane. The coding region runs from base 71 to 1948 and encodes 625 amino acids. The record is from RefSeq and is a predicted model, not a curated record. Gene Ontology annotation, biological process: protein localization to membrane. The transcript has 13 exons.
AAAUUUCAGGUGAUGUUGUUGUCCGUGUGAAUGCUUUUAUGUUUCCAAAUAAAGUGAAAACUAAAUAGCAAUGCGAGAAGGAAACUAUGUUACGUUUGUGAUUCUGCAGUUUUGUAGUUUAUUACAUGUUGAACAGGGAUUUUAUGUUCCCGGUGUUGCACCAGUUGAAUUCAAAGAUGAUGAUCCAAUUGAAGUUAAGGGCAUAAAAAUAACGUCGACAAAAACAAUAGUACCAUAUGAAUAUUACUCGUUGCCAUUUUGUCGUCCUCAAGGCGCAAUACAUUAUAUUUCCGAAAAUUUGGGUGAGGUAAUGCGUGGUGACCGCAUCGUAAAUACACCUUUUGCGAUAUUUAUGAAACGCGAUAUAAAAUGCAACACAACGUGCUCAUCGCAUAUCCCGGUAUCUAUUAGCCCGGAGAAUUCCGAAAAUUUGGCAAGGAGGAUCAAGGAGGAAUAUCACGUGCACCUAUUAGUUGAUAAUCUUCCAUGUAUUACAAGAUAUCAAAUUGAAAGUACAAAUGAAGUGAUUUAUGAGAAUGGUUAUCGCCUUGGAUGGGAAGAUAACGGUCGUUACUAUGUAAAUAAUCAUCUUGACAUAAUUCUGCGCUAUCAUCAACCAAGACCGGGUGUUUAUCGUGUUGUUGGUUUCGAAGUACAGCCACAGAGUAUUGAUAGCAGUCGUUUUAAAUUUGCUUCUGACUCAUCGGAAUGUACAGUAACUGAUGGGAAAAACCAGGAAGUGGGAGAGGGUAUAAACAAUAUAAUUUGGACUUAUUCAGUGACUUGGGAAAAAAGCGAUGUUCCUUGGGCUAGUCGUUGGGAUGCUUAUUUGUCGAUGAAAGAUGUCCACAUCCAUUGGUUCUCAAUCGUAAAUUCAAUCAUUGUCAUCUUGUGUUUAUUUGGCUUCCUGAGCGUUAUCAUUGUUCGAACUGUGCGAAAGGAUAUUGCAAAAUAUAAUAAAAGCGAAGAGUUGGAUGACACUCUAGAAGAAUCUGGCUGGAAAUUGGUCCACGGUGAUGUAUUUCGUCCUCCUUCUAGUUCGAUGCUUUUGGUAAAUUUUGUUGGUACAGGUAUUCAGCUUAUUGGUAUGGUCGCUAUUACGGUUUUCUUUGCUAUGCUGGGGAUGUUAUCACCAGCAAGUCGAGGGUCAUUAAUGUCUGCAGCAAUUGUUCUCUUCUGUUUAAUGGGUCUCGUUGCUGGUUAUCAUGCUGGUCGUCUUUACAGGACGUUGAAAGGCACAAGCCCUCGAAAAUGUGCAUUCCGAACAGCUGUGCUUUUCCCUUCAAUCAUCCUUGGUACCGGCUUUUUGCUAAACUUCUUCCUGAUUGGAAAACAUUCAUCCGGAGCUAUACCAUUUACAACGAUGAUAGCACUCCUACUUCUGUGGUUCGGGGUUGACCUGCCGCUUCUAUUCCUUGGGUUUCAUUUUGGUUUUCGAAAGCAGGCUUAUUCGCAUCCAGUUCGUACAAACCAAAUUCCACGUCAAGUUCCAGAACAACCUUGGUAUUUGCAGACAUUACCAUGUAUGCUUCUUGCGGGGAUUCUUCCAUUCGGAGCUGGUUUCAUCGAAUUAUUCUUCAUAUUUUCUGCUAUUUGGGAAAAUCAAUUCUACUAUCUUUUUGGAUUUCUCUUUAUCGUCUGUGUCAUUCUCUUCAUAUCAUGCGCACAAAUCUCCAUUGUUGUAGCUUACUUCCUUCUGUGCGCUGAGAAUUAUCAUUGGUGGUGGAAAUCUUUUGUUAUCAGUGGUGGAUCUGCAGUUUACGUUAUGGGAUAUGCAGCGUUCUACUACUUCAGCAAGCUAAACAUCGUUGGCUUCAUUCCGACACUUCUCUACUUCAGUUAUAGCUUUCUGAUGGCAUUAGCAUUUUGGAUCUUGACAGGCACAAUUGGUUUUUAUGCGGCUUACUCCUUUUUAUGCCGAAUUUACGCUGCUGUUAAGAUUGAUUAAUGCAGAAAAUUAAUUUGGCAUCUUGCAAAUUAUGUAGCUAAGGCCGAUUUCUGCUUUUACCAACAUAUGCUUGUUCAUUAUAUCUAUUAUCUUAUGACGAAACUAAACAGGG